CUUUCCAUCCCUGGUAGGCCUUGGUGCACUGUGUUGAAUCACUUCUUUGCCCUCUCCCAUGAUAAUUUGAAAUCGGUCCCUCUGUGGAGAAGUUUUAAAAGUAGAUUAUUAUGGCUUUUUCGCAACGGGUUUGAUGCCAGAACACAGGUGUCGUGAAAACCACCAGUAACUCAAACCCAAGAUGGGAAACGAAAAGACUCACAUCAACAUCGUCGUCAUCGGACACGUAGACUCCGGCAAGUCCACCACUGCCGGCCACCUGAUCUACAAACGUGGGGGCGUCGACAAGAGAACCAUCGAGAAAUGUGAGAAGGAGGCGGCUGAGAUGGGGAAGGGCCCCUUCAAGUAGGCCUGGGUCUUGGAUAAACUGAAAGCUGAACAGAAGCGGUGGAAAUUCGAGACCGGCAAGUAUGUGACCAUCACUGAUGCCCCAGGGCACAGAGACUUCAUCAAAAACAUCAUCACAGGCACAGCUCAGGCUGCCUGUGCUGUCCUGAUGGCUGCUGCUGGUGGUGGUGGAUUUGAAGCAGGCAUCUCCAAGAACGGGCAGACCCGUGAAAAUGACCCUGCCUACACACUGGGUGUGAAACAGCUGGUUGUUGGUGGUAACCAAAUGGAUUCCACUGCACCCUUCAGCCAGAAAAGAUAUGAGGAAAUUGUUAAAGAAGUCAGCACCUGCAUUAAGAAAAUUGGCUACAACCCUGACACAGUAGCAUCUGUGCCAAUUUCUGGUUGGAAUGGUGACAACAUGCUGGAGCCAAGUGCUAACAUGCCUUGGUUCAAGGGAUGGAAGGUCACCCGUGGAACCACGCUGCUUGAAGCUCUGGAUGGCAUCCUGCCACCAACUCGACCAACUGACAAGCCCCUGCGUCUGCCCCUCCAGGAUGUCUACAAAAUCGGUGGUAUUGGUCCUGUCCCUGUGGGUCGAAUGGAGACUGGUCUUUUCGAACCCGGCAGGUGGUUGGUCACCUUUGCUCCAGUCAACAUUACAACGGAAGGGAAGCCUGUGGAAAUGCACCAUGAAGCUUUGAGAGAAGCUCUUCCUGGGGACAAUGUGGGCUUCAGCGUCAAGAACGUGUCUGUCAAAGAUGUUCGCCGAGGCCAUGUGGCUGGUGACAGCAAAAAGGACCCACCAGGGGAAGGAGCUGGCUUCACAGCUCAGGUGAUUAUCCUGAGCCACCCAGGCCAGAUCAGUGCUGGCUACGCACCUGUGCUGGAUGGUCACACAGCUCAUGCUAGCAAAUUUGCUGAGCUGAAGGAGAAGAUUGAUCGUCGUUCUGGGAAAAAGCUGGAAGACAGCCCCAAGUUUUUGGGAUCUGGUGAUGCUGCCAUCGUUGAUGUGAUUCCUGGCAAGCCCAUGUGUGUUGAGAGCUUCUCUGACUACCUUCCUCUGGGCCGUUUUGCUGUUUGUGACACAAAACAGACAGAUGCUGUGGGUGUUAACAAAGCAGUGGACAAGAAGGCAGCUGGAGCUGGCAAAGUCGCCAAGCCUGCCCAGAAAGCUCAGAAGCUAAAUGAGUAUUAUCCCCAAUACCUGCCACCACCCCGCCUUAAUCAGUGGUGGAAGAACCGUCUCAGGACUGUCCACAUCCUGAGGGUGACAGAUGAGGGAAAGCGGAUUGCUGUUGGCGGAGGCUCCUGCAGGCUGGCCGGGGGCACUGGAGGGGAUGGCCACCAGCCGCCCUGUCCUGAGGGCAGCACCUGGGAAGGUGAGCUGAGGACCAGGUACCGCGUCACAGCCACCCCCAAGCUUGUGAUCCUGAAGCCCAGUGGGGAGGUCAUCACCGACAAAGGGCGCAAGCAGAUCCGGGAGCGGGGCCCGGCCUGCUUCCAAAGCUGGGUGGAGGCCGCCCCCGUCUUUCAGAACUUCUCCGGGUGA
This is a messenger RNA of Myotis davidii, 1879 nucleotides long. It is a transcript of the gene NXNL2, whose product is annotated as nucleoredoxin-like 2. The record is from RefSeq and is a predicted model, not a curated record. Gene Ontology annotation, biological process: translational elongation; translation. NCBI's taxonomy places the organism in Eukaryota, Metazoa, Chordata, Mammalia, Chiroptera, Vespertilionidae. Gene Ontology annotation, molecular function: translation elongation factor activity; GTP binding; GTPase activity.